AUGUUGUUAGCACCCGUGUUCGACGUUUUCCGCAAACCCAGAUCCGACGAAAGCAUCACUGAAGUGGAAUGGCGUACCUAUUAUCCAUAUGUGAAAUCAUUCGAGAACAAUGAUGUCAUCGAUAUAACGGUUAAUCAAGCAGAUUCGUGGUUGGCCAUGUUUGAAGGUAUCACUACCAUCAAGGGUGAAUUGAAGGUGACCGGUGGUGGUACUGGUACAUUAACUCACAAUACUGGAGCUUAUCUCUUUGAUUCCUGCACCUAUGAAUUAUGUAAUAAAGAAUUGGACACUGUCAGAUAUCCUGGAAUAACGAGUACUGUGCGAGGAUACUUGUGUUGUACGCCUGAAGACUCACGUCAUCUAGCCAUAGCAGGCUGGAACUAUCCCAAUGCUCUGAUCCUCAACACCGAUGUGAGAGCUCGCAAUGAUGCCAAUAGUGUGAAGGUUGCCGAGAGAGCGAAUACUGCUUUGCAAGGAUCUCCUCAGACUCAGAGUAUUGCUAAAAUAACGAUAGAAAGCAUCAAUUUGAAAGUGCCACAUCUCACACCCAAUGAUGACAUAAAGUUACAGUUGUUGACACCACUCACACAAGGAUCUACCAUAGAAAUCUGGUCCGUGAAGACAUGUUCUGCAUUGGACAGUCCAAGAUAUGUUAUAGUAUUUUUCCAAACGAAAAAAGCCGAUAAUUUGCAUGAAGACGUCACCUUGUUCGAUAAUGCCAACAUCAAAUCCAUACGAUUGGCUCUGAAUAGCGACUAUUAUCCGCAAGAACGAAUGCUAUUGGACUUUUCCAAAGACCAAUAUGCCGACGCCCACUUCAACUAUACAGAGUUCAACAAGAGCUACCAUAACUGUCAGGAAAAGCGCUCUCUAGUAAACUUUGCCGAAUUCAAAUCCCGACCAAUGUUUGUUAUCGAUUGCUCGAGGCGCUAUCUGGGUCUCAAGUCGUCUACAGUUGACAUAAAGUUGGACAUUGAAGCGACUACAGGCUUCCCUCCCGACACCAAAGCCUAUUGCAUCAUCAUUCACGAUCAAAUCAUGGAACAUCUCCCACUCAGCGAAAUUGUUCGAAAUAUUGCCUAG
Molecule: messenger RNA, 1083 nt
Organism: Phaedon cochleariae (mustard beetle)
Lineage: Eukaryota; Metazoa; Arthropoda; Insecta; Coleoptera; Chrysomelidae
Source: the annotation of a GenBank genome assembly